This is a messenger RNA of Olea europaea var. sylvestris, 1300 nucleotides long. Its product is annotated as putative disease resistance protein At1g50180. Lineage: Eukaryota; Viridiplantae; Streptophyta; Magnoliopsida; Lamiales; Oleaceae. Bases 114 to 1076 code for a protein of 320 amino acids. The record is from RefSeq and is a predicted model, not a curated record. Gene Ontology annotation, molecular function: ADP binding. The transcript is spliced from 2 exons. Gene Ontology annotation, biological process: defense response to other organism.
AGGCUGUAGUCUCCAUCACUCUUCAAACCAUUCGCGAUCUACUUGUUAAAGAAGUUCAAUUCUACAGUGGAGUUAGAUCCCAGGUAGAGCAAAUCCAGCAAGAGCUUCAACUGAUGAGAUCUUUCUUAAAAGACGCGGAUGCACAGCAAGAUGCGGAUGAACGUCUACAAACGUGGAUUGCACAAGUUCGAGAAGCAGCUUAUGAUAUAGAGGAUAAUAUCCUUGUAUUUGUUGCUGUCAAAAAUGCGUCCAGAAGGUACAGAAACUCGAAAAACUUGUUGAAAAAACUGGGUUGCUUUUUUAGAGAAAUUAUCACAACUCACAAGGUGGGCUCUCAGAUUUCUGAUAUUAAGAAUAAGAUAAUUAGUCUCACUACGAGUUUACAGACUUAUGGGAUAAAACCCAUAAAUAAUCAAGGAGAAAAUCCGGGAUUUGAUGGUGCAAGAAUGCGGGAUCUCAGGAGGUCUUAUUCUCAUGUUAUCGAGGAAGACUUUGUGGGACUACAAGGAGAUAUUAAAAUGUUGGUUGCACAUUUGAUUGAUGAACAUAAGGAUAGGGUUAUUUCAAUUUAUGGAAUGGGAGGUUUGGGGAAGACAACGAUAGCUAGAAAAGUGUAUGGCAAUAGAGAUGUUCGACGUCAUUUUGAUGGAUUUGCUUGGAAUUGUGUAUCCCAACGAUGGGAUAAAAAGGAUAUUUUACAAGGGAUUUUGAUAAAACUGAUUCCUGAGAAUAGGGAUGAGAUUUUGGGUAUGAGGGAUGAGGAAUUGGUUAGGAAACUGCAUGAUGUUCAGUUGAAGAAGAAGUGUCUGGUAGUUCUUGAUGAUAUUUGGUCGAUUCAAGCUUGGGAUAGCCUUAAGUCGGCUUUUCCAAAUACUACUGGUGCAGGUAGCAAAAUAUUGCUCACGACACGGAAUAGAGAAGUUGCUUCUUUUGUGUAUCCGAGUGGAUUUCUUUAUGAGCCCAGGGUUUUGAGCAACGAGGAGAGUUGGGAAUUGCUAAGGAAGAAGGCAUUUCCAAGAAGACAAGAUAUCGCCGUUUCCAAGUGGGGUGCGCAUCUUUGUAACGACUACUCCUAAUAAGUUCCUCGAGGUAUUAUUAGCACAUCGGGAACCCUUGAAUCAAUGGCGAGAAUUUCUCAAAGUGCUAAGCUCUCAAACUAAUAUUUAACCUAGUGAUGUUGAACUCGAUAAAGUCGUAAGGAUCCACCUGUCUUUUCACAACUGUUGUCCGACGCCAUGUGUUUCUAAUUUAGUUACUUCAGGAGCCAUUUAGCUUUUUCUAUUAGUCACUCCCAUCCAUG